Molecule: messenger RNA, 2709 nt
Organism: Symbiodinium sp. CCMP2592
Lineage: Eukaryota; Dinophyceae; Suessiales; Symbiodiniaceae
Source: the annotation of a GenBank genome assembly
AUGGCCUGCCUCUGCCUCGAUGAACGCGAUGGGAUCGUUCUCGUGCGGGCCCGCUUCUUUUACAGAGGCCAGCAAACACUGCCUGCGGAUGUUUGCUUUGCUUUGGCAGGCUUGAAAGGCACCAGUCUCCCUCGCAUGGGCGUCUACCAGUGUUUGCUGGGCAUAGCUCGUGAUUUCGGCCCCAGCCCUGAUAAUGUCAAAGCAGCUGUGGAUGCCGUGCUGAAGGCGGCCGCGACAGUGAAGCGUGGCAUGCGUGAGAAGGACGGCCAAUCUGGAGCCCAAGAUGUUGUGGACAAGGAAUUGCACCAUCAUCUGAAGGACAAGGGUGGGCUUCUGCAGCUUCUAAUCACAGGCGAGGCCAGUCUGGCUCGCAUGUUGGAGGAUUCAGGCAAGUACCGAAUCUUAUGGGCGGAAUCGCAACAAAAGGAGUUCAGUCAGGCACUCCGGAACUUCAGCUAUGCAAAGCAGAGGUUCAACAGCUUGAGCAUGCCAUUGUUCAAGCGUCUCAGCAGCUUGAAAUCCGUAUAUGCUUUCCUGGUGCAGCUGGCUGCAGAAGGCGAUCGUGACGACCGGCGUUUUGCAGAGACUUUGUUGACAGAGCUGUCUGGCCGAAGUGCAUUUCAGCACUUGGUAAAUGCCGCUCUGGCAGCCGAUUCGAUGUUGAUUGGCCAGCGCUUCUUGCGGCUCGCGGACACUGACAAUGACGAGGCCUGUGUCACGGCACAGCAGGCAGCGGAGACGAUCCACACGAUGGAACACAUGUUUGACAAAGGCGGCGUAUUCUUGCCGAGUGCAGCAGCUACUGUUACACAAACCGUGAUCCGCACCCUCCAAGAUAUCGGUAUCACAACUUUUCUUGGGAAUCGUACCACUGGUAGCCGGGGCCCUCGCCCACUCAGGGCGGUAGCUGUUUGGGAUGUCUCCGAAGGCGACCUCACGAUAUCUCGACAAGUGGCUAAGAAGGUGUACAGAAUCUACAAGGCCUUUUUUGAUUCAAAUUUUCCUCGCCAUGAAUAUAGCAAUGCUUUUGCUGCUAUGGACUUGGAAAAUGAUCUGACGCUGUCCCAGCGGGGAGAACUGGUGCAGUCUAUUGCCCAACAGAACCAAAUGGACGGUGCGAAAACCUGGAAGCAGCUGAGCGGCGGAGGUAGCGAUGACGGGCUUGGUGCUGGCGGCCUGCUCGCCAGAGCGUUCUGGCAUCUGAAGGAACAGCGUCAGGGCUCCAACAAUGCCUGGUUGGCCACACUUCGAGAGCUUCGGAAGGAGCAGGCCGCGGUGCGCUUGGAGGCAUGCUGGCUGGUGCAACACACUUUGACGAUUGGAACGUCCACGGCAUCAGUCGAACGGAAUCUGCACGAAGUUUCUGUCACAGAGUUGAAAAACAGAGCUCACAGAUUGCACAUCUACGCUCUUCAAGACGCUGUGAAGUUGAGUGUGCAUGGGUGCGCUUCUGCUGACAGUCUUCGGGACGGCAGGGAUGCUAGUGGCAACUGGAAGCCUUCCAAGUUUGCUUUGCAGGCACAGGCUGUAUAUAAAGAGUUUUUCGGUGCACGCGAAACUGAGCAGCGAAGAAGUGGAGCUUCGGGAUCGGACAAGCCACGCCUGGCUGGACUUCGUGAGGCAAACCCAGAAUCAGUACGGGCCAAACUGCAGGCACACUCCAGGUGCAUCUCGUCAACGGUUGCUGGCAUGCAGAAGGAAACUUUGCAAGAUGGGCCCAGGGCAUCUUCAAGCAAUCGACGGUUGGAUGAGAUUGUCAUUGCUGUGAGCGAGGUUACUGCUGUCAGAAGUGGUGUUUCUUCAGCGGCAUCUUCUGCUUGCCCUCCGAAUCCGCCUUGCAGCAGUGGCAGUGCACCAGUGGACAAAUGCGAGGAGGAGAACAAGCGGGAGAAGACGAAGGACAAAAAGGAGAAGAAGGGCAAGAAAGACAAGAAAGACAAGAAAGACAAGAACGACAAGAAACACAAAAAGAACAAAAAGGACAAGAAACACAAAAAGGAGAAGAAAGACAAGAAGAAUGCGACCGACCCUGCAUCCUCCCACAAGAAAUCGUUGGAAGAGAUAGAGGCCGAGCAGGACAUGGUUGCAGCGAAGAAGCGGAAGGUGGCGAUGGCAACCCGCUUGGGCGAGAAGGUGCCUCAUGUCGACGUGCGCGGCGGGGUUUUUUUGCAAUCCAUCGACAAGCAACUGGAGUCGUGCAAGAAGAGUACCGAGCGGGCACCACCUCUGGGCAACAAGGUCAAGGUGCUGAUGGCGAAUGCGGCAAGGUUUCGUCAGACCACAGAUUGGUGGGAAGCGAAUGUCGUGGUGUUCCGCGAGUUGGGGCCUGGAUUGGCAACGCCUGAGGGACUUGUGGCUCGCAUGCGAGGUAUCCGGAUUGCCGAUCAACCGUGGUUCAUGUCCAAUGGCCUCAAAGGAUCUUCAAUCUCGUUUCAGGCUGCAGCUUUCUUGCACCUUCAUGUCUGGUUGACUUCCGAGUUUGAAGCGGCAUGGCCCAGGCACUCAGCUUUGUUAUCUGCCUUCGCUGAGCGAAGCAGUGGCAAGUCUAAGCGAGGCCACUUACACGUAUACAAGGGGGCAAUGCCUGACGAUCCCGAGUUCCCACGUCUUAGCUUUGAAGCCAUUGUGCAGCCAGCAACCACUUUGAACCCCCAGCAGCUAACGCUGGAAGGGCUGCUUACGAAGCUUUCUGUCCUCCACAGUGAUUGA